AUGCCAAAAGAAGAGAUGUUUGGUUGUAAUAAAUUACAUGGAAACAACCGUGAUAAGUGGCAGCCAAAGAGUUACAAGCUCACUGUACGACAUAAUGAACUUUUUCAGAAAUAUUACCAGGGGCUUGGAAUUGUACCCGAUGGGGAAUGGGACCAAUUCUAUAAUCAUCUCAAAGAAAGCCUUCCUGUAUCAUUCCGGUUUACUGGUUUCAAAAGGCAAUCAAGAGUUCUGUUGAAUAUCAUCAAGACACAGUACUUUGAGAAGCUAGUUGACAUUGAAUCUGAAGAUGGGAAACCCAUUCAGCCCUUGAAAUGUAUGGAAUGGUAUCCUGAUGAGUUGGGCUGGCAACUGAAUUUCUCUCGUAAAGAAGUACGCAACAACACUGCUUUGGAGAAACUGCAUAAAUUCCUCAUUUCGGAGACAGAAAGUGGAAAUAUCAGCCGUCAAGAAGCUGUCAGUAUGAUUCCUCCAAUAUUACUUGAUGUAAAACCUCAUCAUAAGGUAUUGGAUUUGUGUGCUGCUCCAGGAUCUAAGACAGCCCAGUUAAUAGAAUUUCUACAUGCUGACGAGAACAAAACCAUUCCAGAUGGCUUUGUUGUGGCUAAUGAUGUUGACAAUAAACGCUGCUAUAUGAUGGUACAUCAGGUGAAGCGUUUGCAGAGUCCAUGUUGUGUUGUAGUCAACCAUGAUGCUGCUACUAUGCCAAACUUGAGAAUGUCUCCCGAUAGUCCUGAUUUUGUUUCUUAUGACAGAGUUUUGGCUGAUGUUCCCUGCAGUGGAGAUGGAACACUUCGCAAGAAUCUUGAUGUCUGGGAUACCUGGCACCCUGCACAUGGCCCCACACUUCAUGGCUUACAAACCCGGAUUCUGAAACGGGGUCUUGAACUGCUUGCUGUGGGAGGCCGGCUUGUGUACUCUACCUGUUCCUUUAAUCCUGUUGAAAAUGAGGCUGUUGUGGUGGACUUGUUACAGAGAUGCGAAGGUGCCUUAGAACUAGUUGAUGUCAGUGAAUAUUUAAAGGGCCUAAAAGCUAUGCCAGGAUUGCUGACCUGGAGAUGUAUGAGCAGAAGUGGUGACUGGUAUGACAAAUAUGAAGAAGUACCUCCAAAACUACUUUCCCAACUCAGACCAACUAUGUUCCCUCCAUCUGAAGAAAUAACAAAACAGUUCAAUUUGAACCGCUGUUUACGAGUAUUGCCCCAUCAUCAGAACACUGGGGGAUUUUUCAUUGCUGUGAUGAUGAAGAAACAGCAGUUGCCAUGGUUGCGCCAAAUAGCACCAACAAAAGAUCCAUUUCUGAAGGGACACAAAUUUGCAACUGACAAUUCAACAGAAAAGAAGCAAGAUGAUGCGAACAUUUCACAGAGUAAAACUGAUGAUGGUCAGAAAAAACUGCCUGAAGAAGUUUCAGGUGGACAAAGUAAAACUUCUGAAGAAGGUGUUGUAAUUGAGAAAACAAACACUGAAGUUGUUUCUAGCGAUCAAAAUCAUAACAGUGAACAAGUGGCUAGCAGUGAAGAUAAAAAUGAUGAAGAAAUGCCUGAUAAAAGUGGAGGUGAUAGUAAUGCUUCUGCCGUCCCUCAAAACUCCACUGACAAAGCUGAAGCAACUUCUCAAGAAAAACGCAAACUAGAAAAUGACAGAAAUCAACAAGUGAAGAAAAAACAAAGGACUAUGGGUUUCAAAGAAGAUCCUUUUCUAUUCUUGAAAGAAACUGAUGAAGUGUGGCCCCCUAUUCAGUAA
Molecule: messenger RNA, 1743 nt
Organism: Octopus sinensis (East Asian common octopus)
Lineage: Eukaryota; Metazoa; Mollusca; Cephalopoda; Octopoda; Octopodidae
Product: RNA cytosine C(5)-methyltransferase NSUN2
Exons: 16
Coding region: 1-1743 (580 amino acids)
Biological process (GO): tRNA methylation
Cellular component (GO): nucleus; cytoplasm
Molecular function (GO): tRNA (cytidine-N5)-methyltransferase activity; tRNA binding
Source: RefSeq, a predicted model, not a curated record